Dictyostelium purpureum is the source of this 2073-nucleotide messenger RNA. RefSeq lists its product as uncharacterized. Lineage: Eukaryota; Evosea; Eumycetozoa; Dictyosteliales; Dictyosteliaceae. Gene Ontology annotation, molecular function: acyl-CoA oxidase activity; fatty acid binding; FAD binding. The transcript is spliced from 6 exons. Gene Ontology annotation, cellular component: peroxisome. Gene Ontology annotation, biological process: lipid homeostasis; fatty acid beta-oxidation using acyl-CoA oxidase. The record is from RefSeq and is a predicted model, not a curated record. Bases 1 to 2073 code for a protein of 690 amino acids.
AUGGUUCUAAAAAUCAUGUCAAGUUUCAAAAUGGAGAGUAGUGAAAUCAAUGCAAAUGAUGCAUUCAAAAUAGGUAAAGGUUAUAAUGAAAUGUUACCAUUCCCAACAGCCAUAAAUGAAAAUCCAAAAGAUCAAACUUCAAAACUUUCAUUAACAGAAAAAUUAAAGAAUUGGUCAAUCCAAGGGUUUGAGCAUCAUAAUAUCAGAGAUGAGUUAAAUAGGAUUAUGUCAGAUAAGAGUCUUUUUCAUGGGGAUGUUAAUUUAGGAAAAGAAGAGCAAAGAGUACAAACUUUAAAACAAUUAUUAGCAAUUGCCCAAGGUAUCUUUGAUAAAGGUUUAGUUCAAAUUACAGAUCUCCGUGAAGAUCCAAGCAAAAUCUUAGCAAUGAUGGAUAUUGUUUCUCAAUUUGACGAUGAUAGUUUAAUGACAAAAUUAAUUGUAAAUAAUUUCUUAUUUGGUGCAGCAGUUUUUAACUUGGGUACUGAAAGACAUCAUAAAUUACUUCCAGAAAUUCAAAGUGGUAGAUUAUUAGGUUGUUUCGCAAUGACAGAGUUGGGCCAUGGUAGUAAUGUUAGAUCUUUGGAAACCACUGCAACCUAUGACCCAAAGACCAACGAAUUUAUUAUUAAUACACCACUUAGAACAUCGACUAAAUGGUGGAUUGGUAAUGCUGGCCAUGCUACUAUUUCAUCAGUUUUUGCAAGAUUAAUCAUUGAUGGUAAAGAUCAAGAGGUCCAUUGUUUCCUUGUACCCAUUAGAAAGAGCAACGGUAUUGAUCUUUUACCAGGUAUAAGGAUUGGUGAUGUUGGUGCCAAGUUUGGUUUAAAUGGUGUAGAUAAUGGUUGGAUCCAAUUUGAAAAUGUAAGAAUUCCAGCAACCAAUUUAUUAGAUAGAUUUGGAUCAGUUGAAGGUGGUGUUUAUAGUUCUCCAAUUAAGAGUCCAUCACGUCGUUUCGCAAAUAUUUUAGCUCAAAUGAUUACUGGUAGAAUCACAAUUUCAUUUGGUACUACACGUACAUUAAAAUCCGGUUUAAUUAUUGCCACCAGAUAUGCAUCUAAACGUUUACAGUUUGGACCAACAAGCACCGGACCAGAAAUACCUAUCUUAAGUUAUCCAACACAUCAACUUACUAUAAUGCCAAUGAUUGCAAGUGCCUAUGCAUUUGAUGCAAUUAAAGUUUAUCUAGGUAGACGUUUCCAAGAAAGAACUGAUGAAGCAGAGAUUCAUGUUUUAGCAUCAGGUUUAAAGGCAAUGAUUUCACAAUACACAACCGUAUCUUUAAUGGAGUUGAGAAGACUUUGUGGUGGUCAUGGUUAUGGUAGUUACUCUAGAUAUGGCCGUCUUAUUGCAACUGUAGAUGUCGGUAGAACUUUUGAAGGUGACAACACUCUUUUACUUCAACAAGUUGCUAAAGAUCUUUUAACCCAAUUCAAAAAAGAAUACAGUGGUAACAAAUUUACCGGUACCUUAAAAUAUUUAGGAAAGAAUACUAGUCUUCUUAUCAGUGGUAUGAAUCCUCUUACCACAAUGCGUAGUGAUGAUGCUCAUCUUCUUUCAUUCCAAUUCCUUCUCGAUUCAAUGGAGUUUAGAUCCUCAAAACUUUUAAUUCAAUCAGCUCAAACCGUUUCUAAAAACUAUAAACAAACCAAAGAUUCAUUUGCUGCAUGGAACCAAUCAUUAGAAAUUUUAAUUCAUUUGGCCAAAGCCCACACCGAAACUGUCAUUGUCACCAAAUUUAUUGAAUCUAUCAACAAAGAAAAAGAUAUUGAAGUAAGAUCAACUUUAAAGAAACUUUGUCAAUUAUAUGGUUUAUAUAUUAUUAGACAAGAUUUUGAAUUCUUUAGAAAUAGCAACUACUUAAAGAAGGGCAAAGCAAAGGCUAUUAUUAAAUUAGUUGGUCAGUUAUGUUCAGAAUUAUCACAAAACGCACUUGUACUCGUUAAAGGUUUUGGCAAUGAAGAACAUUUGAUGGAGUCCCCAUUGGGUAUGGAAGAUGGUGAUUUAUAUGAAAAUAUUUGUAAACAAGUUGGUGGUAAUUUCACUAGAAAUAAUUAUCUUAAUUCUAAAUUAUAA